CUUGUCUGGUCCUUGCGGAAAACGAAAGGCUCAACCCCUCUUCCUCCUCUCCUCGCCGGAUUCGUUGCAAACCUCUCCAAAACCCACCCCUAUCUCUCCCCUCCUCCUUAAAAACCCUAACCCUAACCGUAACUGCUUCUUCAAGAUUGCAGGGAUAGAGAGAGAAUGCCCGAUUGUCGCCGGCGAUGACGCCCCGGGCGGUGAAUUCCCGGCACGCCGUGGAGUCGUGCGCCCUCCAGCUCCACGCCUGGAAGCCCUUCCAGCUCCAAAGCCGCGGCGUUGAUCCCUCCUCCUCCAAGCCCUACCCCUUCCACGCCAAGAAACCCUGCCGCCCCGAUCGCUCCACCGCUCCUAUCCCCUCCACCGCCGCCGACUCCAUUGACCUCUCCCGUCUCAGCCUCUUCGACGACCCUCCGCCCCGCCCUCGGGAGGAGAGCUUCCGGUGGCUCGCCCGGAAGCGCCGCCGCAGGGGGUCCCGGUCGGUGUCCGGUCGGAGCAGCGACCGGAGCGGCACCCGCCGACGGGGCAGCGCAUCGGCGGCAUACGCCACCUGCUCUGAUUUUCCACUCGCGGCCGGGGGCACGGACUCCAGCGGGGAGCUGUUCUUGAACGGGGAUGGGAGCUGGGGGUCGGACGUCAGCGAGGCGCGGAUCUCGAGGAAGGAGAGCAGGGAGGUCGCGGGGGGAGGUGGGUUGGAGAGGGAGAGCUCCGGAUUCGGGUCGUUUCAGGGCGGAGGAGGGGCUGGGGCUCUGGAAUCGCAGGGGAAUGAGUCCGGGUAUGGCAGUGAACCGGGGUACAGGGGCGAUGGCGAGCUUGGCUAUGACGAUGAGUUUGAUGAGGAGGAUGAGGAUGGGCGGCAGUUAUUUUGGGGCGAAAUGUUUGGAGAUACCAAUCAGAUGGGAAUUGUAGGUGAGAAUAAAUUUUCAGAGCAGAAGACUCACCACAGAGGCAGGCGGAAGAAGCAUGAUUGGAGAUCAAUGGCUCCAUAGAGAUAAUAACGAAGCAUCUUAUUAUAAUUUGCUGCAUGAAAUGAUUAAAUCGUGAUUAAUGUAACAGAAGUUAGUUAUAGUUACCCAAUGCCAAAUGCAGUCAUGCUGAUUGUUUGGAUGUAAUUAAAGAACAUUGUGUUUUUUUUUCAUUAUAAUAUUAGAACCCAUCAGUUGCAAUGCUAGUUUUAAUUCAGACUCUGAAAUAGUUGAUAUAAAUGGAUAUUAUUGCAUCAAUUGGUGGUGUACCUGGAAUAUUUUGAUCAAGCAAAUUCUUAUCUGUGGUUUCCCU
This is a messenger RNA of Phoenix dactylifera (date palm), 1278 nucleotides long. RefSeq names its product LYR motif protein. The record is from RefSeq and is a predicted model, not a curated record. Lineage: Eukaryota; Viridiplantae; Streptophyta; Magnoliopsida; Arecales; Arecaceae.